CACGCGCUCCAGUUGAGAGUGGCGUUGGAUCUGAUUGGCUACACCUGUGAAAGAACUGGAGAAUCUAGGAAUAAGAAAGGGAAAUGGAAAGAAAUAAUGAAGUGAAAAGAUGCAGAGAGUGAGAGUGAAACAGCAUUGGAUCCUGAAAAAGUUUGUUUUCUUUUUCUCUCACUUUCUUGCUUCCCAAACAACACCCUUUAAUUCUCUCUCUUCCACUCCCCAAGAAAGUGCUGUGUGUGUGUGUGUGUAUAUAUGCAAGAAUUAAGAAAGGGAGGCAUAGUACUAUUGUACUAGACUGAACACUCCUCCUCAAGCUUUAGGCUUUCGUGGCUAGUCCAUUGAUAAAAAAAAAAGAGAAACACAGAAUACUGAAAAAAUAUGAGUACUAAAAAGUAAAACUUCUCUGUUUUUACUUUUGUUCUUGUCUCGGGUUUUCAAGAUUUAUUUAGAGAAGAAACAGAAGAAGUGGUAUAGAUCAUAGGAGGAGGCAAUGGGAGCUAGGUGCUCCAAAUUAUCACUCUGUUGGUGGCCUUCCCAUCUCAAAUCAAAUCUCAACUAUUCCUCUGAUCUUGAGAAUGGGGAGUUAUUGCCUGGUGGGUUUAGAGAGUACAGUUUGGAGCAGCUAAGAGCUGCCACGUCAGGGUUCAGUUCGGACAACAUAGUAUCAGAACACGGAGAGAAAGCUCCGAAUGUAGUUUACAGAGGAAAGCUUCAAGAAGAUGAUCGCUGGAUUGCUGUUAAACGCUUUAACAAGUCUGCUUGGCCUGAUUCUCGCCAAUUCCUUGAGGAGGCUAGAGCAGUGGGGCAGUUAAGGAAUGAAAGAUUGGCCAAUUUGAUAGGGUGUUGCUGUGAAGGAGAGGAGAGGUUACUUGUUGCUGAGUUUAUGCCUAAUGAGACUCUCUCUAAGCAUCUUUUUCAUUGGGAGAAUCAGCCGAUGAAAUGGGCUAUGAGGUUGAGAGUGGCUCUUUAUUUAGCUCAAGCUUUGGAGUACUGUAGUAGUAAAGGAAGGGCAUUGUACCAUGACUUUAAUGCAUAUAGAAUUUUGUUUGACCAGGAUGGUAACCCGAGGCUCUCCUGCUUUGGCCUGAUGAAGAACAGUAGAGAUGGAAAGAGCUACAGUACAAAUUUGGCAUUCACCCCUCCCGAGUACUUGAGAACUGGAAGAGUGACACCGGAGAGCGUGGUUUAUAGCUUUGGCACCCUAUUACUUGAUCUUCUCAGUGGAAAACAUAUCCCUCCAAGCCAUGCACUUGACCUUAUACGCGGAAAAAAUUUUCUGAUGCUGAUGGACUCUUGUUUGGAGGGUCAUUUUUCAAACGAUGAUGGAACUGAACUUGUGCGUUUAGCUUCACGUUGCUUACAGUUUGAAGCUCGUGAGAGGCCCAAUGCAAAAUCUCUUGUCACUGCUCUCACUCCUCUUCUAAAAGAUACUCAGCAGGUUCCAUCCUAUAUUUUGAUGGGUAUUCCACAUGGAACUGAAUCCCCAAAGCAAACAAUGUCAUUGACACCUCUAGGGGAAGCUUGCUCAAGACUGGAUCUUACUGCAAUACAUGAAAUGCUGGAAAAGGUGGGAUACAAUGAUGAUGAGGGAAUUGCAAAUGAGCUUUCCUUCCAAAUGUGGACAGAUCAGAUACAGGAAACGCUGAAUUGUAAGAAACGUGGUGAUGCUGCUUUUCGAGCUAAAGAUUUUAACGCUGCCAUUGAUUGUUAUACUCAAUUUAUCGAUGGCGGGACCAUGGUAUCUCCAACUGUAUUUGCUAGACGCUGUUUGUGCUACUUGAUAAGUGACUUGCCACAACAAGCUCUUGGAGAUGCUAUGCAAGCUCAAGCAGUUUCUCCCGAGUGGCCCACUGCCUUCUAUCUUCAAGCUGCUUCCCUCUUUAGCCUCGGGAUGGACACUGAUGCACAGGAAACUCUAAAAGAUGGCUCAUCUUUAGAAGCUAAAAAUCAUGGAAACUGAAAAUGUAUAGCCUUUCGUAUUUAUUUUUUUCCUUUUAAACUUGCGCACUCCAUGUAUUCAUCUCUAUUUGUUUCCUUUUGCGCUUGAAUUACUGCAGCACCACACGGGUUAACUGUAUUAUUUA
Populus trichocarpa (black cottonwood) is the source of this 2084-nucleotide messenger RNA. Its product is annotated as serine/threonine-protein kinase BSK5. Gene Ontology annotation, molecular function: ATP binding; protein kinase activity; protein binding. Gene Ontology annotation, biological process: protein phosphorylation; brassinosteroid mediated signaling pathway. Bases 491 to 1960 code for a protein of 489 amino acids. The transcript has 10 exons. NCBI's taxonomy places the organism in Eukaryota, Viridiplantae, Streptophyta, Magnoliopsida, Malpighiales, Salicaceae. The record is from RefSeq and is a predicted model, not a curated record.